GACAUCCUGUUGUACCAGAAGCGGAGCCAGCACAGACUGGCCCCUGGCCUGUACGUGGGCUACCUGAAGCUGAGCAGCUCCGUGGACCAGAUCCGGGUGCUGGUGCCCCAGAAGAUGCCCUCCAUGCUGUGCCACGCCCGCGUCAGGGACAACGCCAACGUGUCCAGAGAGGAAUGGGACUGGCUCCAGGGCCUGUGUGUCCCGGAGGAGGGCGAGAGGGAGGGGACGGAGGGAGAGAAGGAAGGGACCGAGGGAGAGAGGGAGGGACUGGAGAACAUGCCAGAGAACCCCAGUCCUCUGCUCUACUAUGAGCUCCAGACUGCCCUGAAGACCCUGCUCAAACACAUCAACCUGCCUCUGGCCCAGGCCAGGCCAUUCCGUGUGUACAGCCAGGAGGUGCUGGAGCUGGGACAUGGUGUGUCCUUCCUCCUGCUACUUCCUGCGGCAGACGCUGUGUGUACGGCCCCUGGGCAGAGCAACCCCUACACCCCCCUCUCUGGCUUCCUGCACCUGCCCCUUCAGAUGUUUGAGCUGGUCCAUUUCUGUGCAUACCAGGAGAAGGCUGUUAGUGUGUACUGCCGUCUGUCGUCUGUCCUGGAGCUGGAUGCUCUUAUUACCCAGCAGGCUUUGCGGGAGGCCAUUACAGAUCCGGAAGUUGCCACUGCCAAGCAGAGACACCAGCACAUUCUUGACUACAUUCAGCAGAUGGAUGAGAUGUGGCGGGAGCUCCGCUGGAUCACUGACGCCCUCCAGUGCGCCCGCGAGCGCCAGCCCCGAGGCGGGGUGCCCCUCUCCUGCCUGCUGGACCCCAACUCCCAGGACCCGGACACCAACGCCAAGACAGACUCCACCUCGUCCACCAUGGACUACCUGCCCACGCCCUCGCCCUCCCCAGAGCUCCCCAGAGGCAAGGCUGGCGGUGACUGCCAGCUGGGCUCAGAUGAAGACACCUUCUCAGAAGUCUUCCUGCCCACGGACAGUGACUACGACUCCAGCGAGGCCCUGAGCCCUCGUGACCCCCCCGACCUCUACUCCCCCCCCCAGGGCCUGUCUCAGCAGGCCAUGUACGCCCUGGGGGGCAGCGCCCCUGACGUGCUCCAGAUCCAUGAGCUCAGGUACAGUGUGUGCUCACCCGCUGACCUCUCCCCCUCCCUCUCCAAAGACCUGCCCAUCUCCCCGUCACUCUCCAGAGACUACCCACUCUCCCCCCUCCUCCCCCUCUCCCCCGGCCUCUGCGACACCACCAGGACCCUGGAGGGCCUCUCUCUGUCCAGGGACAAGCCAGCCCCCAGCACCCCCCUCCGGGCCCUGGCCAACCCCCCCUCUAAGAGGAAGCUGCUGUCCCGGGGCCACGGGGCUGGGGGCCAGGGGGGAUACUUCUUCAGUGGGCCCCAGCGCUGGCUCAGGGGCCACAAUGACAGCCUGGGGGGUCCCCUGUCUGAGGGGGUAUACACCCGGCAGAGGGACCAGGACCUGCCCUUUACGCUGGCCCAGCCUGGAGACUUUCCCUCCUCCCAGCCCCUGUCUCCCCUGCCCUCCCCCCUGCUGUCCCUGUCCAGCCAGGCCAGCAGUGUGCUGGCGAGCCGGCGGGGAAGGCAGAGGGAGGCGCGGCCGCAUGUACGCAGGAUCUUUGUGGAGCCCUGCAAGGAGGCGUCCCCGCCUGGGACGGAGGGCCGGCGCUGGGCGGAGGAGGAGCUGGAGGGGGGAGAAGGAGUCGGGGUGUCGGUGGUGGUGGUGACUGAGCCAGGGCAGGGCCAGGAUGGAGGCUCUGUCCAGGAUGUGGACUCAGAUGAUCAAUCAGACGCCCAGGUGUCCGAGAUCCUCAGUAGCACGCUCUAGGACUGGGCAGUGACUCCGAAUCGGGCUCUUUGAUUGGACAGUGUUUAAGGAUGGAAGCCCAGGGUUAGAUUGUGUUGAGUAUCCGGCUCUAGGUUUGAAACCAUUUUCACGAUAACAUUCUAGGAUUGGGCGAAAAUUGGCCUUCAGAUUGGACUUUGGGAUAACAUGGUUCCACUGAGCCCUAUUGUUGUAUUUCAACUGCAGCCUUGAACUGCAAUGUAUUUUUGUGUGUGCUUGUCUCUAUCUCUGUCCCUCUUUCUCUCUCUCUCCCCCUCCCUUUUCCUACCUCUCUUUGUCCACUUCUCAGUAGCCAUGCUGACCAGACGAGCCAGACUGAGAUCAGCAGAACGAGAGUUGCAGGUCAACUCAGACCCAUGGCAACGACUGUUAAAACUAAGCCACUCAAACCAUGCAAUGACAACCCAAACGCUUCACAACACCUCUGCACUUGAAUCCGUGUUCAACACAGCAUGUCCAUCCACAGCAGCACAGCUUAGUUCCACUCAGAGGGAAUUAUUGUCCAUUCACGGAGAGAGUCAUCCACAAAGCAAUCAUCAAAAACAUGGCUGGAGCAUGGAGUUCCCCAGCUGAAGCCUCAGGAGAGCGCCUCUCUUUUUCCUUUCUCACCCCUCCCGUGGCGUGACCUUGGAGGUGUGGUGUUCACAGGCGGUGCCACCUUUAGAUGUUGUCGAGCUACAAAGUGACAGUGUCUUUAGAAACGUUCCCAGGGCUGGUUGGACGGGCAUGGUUAGGGUUAAAGGCAUGGUUUGGGUUAAAGGCAUGGUUAGGGUUAAAGGCAUGGUUAGGGUUAAAGGCAUGGUUAGGGUUAAAGGCAUGGUUUGGGUUGAAGGCCCUCUCGGCUCUCAUGGUGAAUGUAAUGUUUACACUUCCGUCUCUGUCGCAGUGCUCCCAGGUUUCACACACAACAAAGUUUCUCAAUGCUGCUGAUGUUUUCCUCAAUUAUCGUUUCAUGAAUGUUUUUUGUGUGAAAUGAUACAACCUCCCGCCCCUCACAGCCUCCACCACGAGAGGCUUAUACCUCCCUCCUUGUGUUCCUGCAUACAGUAUUUUUAUACUCUGUGUUUUAAAAAUGACUUGCUAUUUCACAUUGAAUGUCCACUGUAAGUCUUGUAAUGGAGUCAAAUGAAGAUGUUCUUUUUUUUUGUUUUCUUUUGUCUGCAUGAUCUUCUUGUGUACCAGUGUGGACUAACGUUCUGUGUCCACUUUGUGCCUAACCGUGUCUUGCAUGACAAGGUCAAAGAUUGGGGUCAGGGGACGUUAUGAAGGGCAUGGUGACCGUGCAGCAUGAGUCUCUCUCGACAGUGGGUUUUGGUGUGUCGUUAAUACUGCAGUAUCAAACAUCAGACGUCUCCUAUCGUCAGGAACAUCCAGCUCUCAUCAGUCACAGGCAGACUGUACCCAGGAACAGUAUUAGCUGGAGGUCUGAGAGGUCAGCUAAUGAUGGUGCUCAUACUUGAGCCACACAGACCACAGAUUGCACUUUGAACCUGUUAGUAUUUUUUUAUUUGAACAUAAUGUCUUUCAUAUGCUCCAACUGAAAAAGAAAUAAAUGUAACUAAGCCAAUAGCGUGAUGUUGAAUGAAUUGGUCUUUUAGAUGAAUUGUUUAACUUGAACUUGGAGCUAAAUUUUGCUGCAAAACUGGCACAUAACUCAUGGCAGUACACCAGUACAGGCUUCAAAGAGUGGUAGGAUUUGAACAGACUGCUUGUUUGCACUUAAUUUAGAAAUGAAAGCUGACUUGAAAUUCAAUGCACGGAUAAAUGGCAGCUUUCCAUUGAUAUUGAUUGUACAAGGACUCCAAGUCAGUUACUAUAAUCGUAAAGUUUUGGCGUUAUAUUUUUUAUACAGGAUGGUGUAUUUGUAUUGAAAGGUUAAAGGUCAAUCCACUUGCCUCAAUUGGUGAUUCCUGUCUUCGUUCAGUUUAUUAAAAGUGAUGCAGUUGUCAACCACUCCAUCAAAUACCAAAUGCACUAAUGUUGUCUUAAAUGUCGAAGUCCAUCACUCUCGAGCACAGCUGCACCUCUUGCUGUUGAAACGUUACGUUUUCAUGUAUUUAUUUGGUUAUCUGUUUAGAACCGCUGUUUCAGAACCAUGGUUCAGUCAGUACCACAACAUUGUAGCUACUGUAGCUGUGUUACGGAAUACAGAAACAUGAGUACCAUCAGACAAUCUGUAUAUAUUUUAAUUAACUUGUCAAUAACAUAAACAAACUUACAAAGCAUCGAAUAGAUACUUUCUUGAAUGAAAAUUACAACUUGUGUUUGUGUGUGUGUGGGGGGUGGGGGACACAAUUUGUGAUGAUGCAAGCUCUGAGGUCACAUGGCCAGGUGUGCGCUACCGUUUAAAAUAAACCUGCUCCUAUAUGGAUGUUGUGUACCAAACUA
Molecule: messenger RNA, 4245 nt
Organism: Hypomesus transpacificus
Lineage: Eukaryota; Metazoa; Chordata; Actinopteri; Osmeriformes; Osmeridae
Exons: 7
Biological process (GO): regulation of establishment of bipolar cell polarity; establishment of mitotic spindle orientation
Cellular component (GO): spindle
Source: RefSeq, a predicted model, not a curated record